UGAUGUUAAGAACCCAUAUUUAUCCAAAAUUUUAGUUAAUCGUGAGCUGCACAAAUCUGGUGAUCGUUCUUGUAUGCAUAUUGAAUUUGAUAUUGAUGGAUCAAAGAUGAGGUAUGAUACAGGAGAUCAUGUUGCCGUCUAUCCAAAAAAUUCUUCUGAAUUAGUAGAAAAAAUUGGAAAAUUAUUAAAUGCAGAUCUAGAUACUGUAUUUUCAUUAGUGAACACUGAUGAAGAAUCCAGUAAAAAACAUCCAUUCCCUUGCCCUUGUACUUAUCGGACAGCUUUAACUUAUUAUUUGGAUAUAACUUCAAAUCCACGAACACAUAUUAUGAAAGAAUUAAUAGAAUAUGCAAGUGAUCCAAAGGAUCAAGAAAAAUUAAAGCUUAUGGCAAGCUCAACCCCAGAGGGCAAAAAAGAAUUCCACGAAUGGAUUUUGCGUGACAACCGUAAUAUUGUUCAUAUUUUGGAAGAUUUACCAAGUGUCAAACCUGAUUUAGACCAUUUAUGUGAACUACUUCCACGAUUACAGUGUCGCUACUAUUCAAUAUCCUCGUCACCAAAAGUGUAUCCAAAAUCUAUUCAUAUUACAGCAGUUCUAGUAGACUAUAUUACUCCUACUAAUCGUGUUAAUAAAGGUGUUGCAACUAAUUUAUUAGCUCAAUUAAAACCAACUACCGAUGAACUUCCACAACCUACUAUACCUAUUUACAUUAGACGAUCUCAAUUCAGAUUACCUCCUAAAAGUCAAACUCCAAUUAUAAUGAUUGGUCCUGGUACAGGACUAGCCCCAUUCCGAGGUUUUAUUCAAGAAAGAGAUUAUGCACGUAAAGAAGGUUUGUUAUUAAUAUUUUUAACACUAUUUUUUGGAUGUCGAAAGAAGAAUGAAGACUUUAUUUAUGAAAAUGAGUUGAAAGAAUAUGUUUCUAAUGGAACUUUGACAAAAUUACAUUUGGCAUUUUCGCGUGACCAACCUGAAAAACAGUAUGUAACACAUUUGUUAGAACAAAAUGCUGAUGAACUGUGGAACAUAAUUGGGGAAAAAAAUGGUCAUUUAUAUGUUUGUGGUGAUGCAAGGAGCAUGGCAAAGGAUGUCCAUAGUAUUAUUGUUAAAGUUGUCAUGGAAAAAGGUCAAAUGACCAAUAGCCAAGCACUCAAUUAUGUUAAGAAAAUGGAACAACAAAAAAGAUAUUCUGCUGAUGUGUGGAGCUGAUUUGUGACGUUGUUACAAAUGUUGUUGUUUUAUAAAUGUACAAUGUUAAACAAUUUAAAAAAAAAAAUUAAAGAAUAAUUCUUUCACUAAAAAAAUAAUAGCUACAAAAAUGGAAGAAAUGUGGGCUUCUUAUCUGUUUUAGUUAUUAAUUUAUUUAUAUUGUUGAGAAAAAUGUAUAAAAGAAUACUACAAUAUUUCUGUUAUAAAUCUUAAAUUAUUUAUGAUAACGUUUUACUAUUGGAAAUUUUAUAACUUCAACUAUUAGAUUUAUUGUUAUAAAUAAUUUUAUUAAACCAGCAUAUGAUUGGUAUUUUUUCUUUAUAAAUAAUAUGCUCAAUAACACCAUUCAAAAGUAUGAUCAAAUCUAAACCAAAUUGCUUAUAUAUAUUAUACUAGUAUACUA
Molecule: messenger RNA, 1613 nt
Organism: Diuraphis noxia (Russian wheat aphid)
Lineage: Eukaryota; Metazoa; Arthropoda; Insecta; Hemiptera; Aphididae
Gene: Cpr
Product: Cytochrome P450 reductase
Biological process (GO): response to hormone
Cellular component (GO): cytosol
Molecular function (GO): flavin adenine dinucleotide binding; FMN binding; NADPH-hemoprotein reductase activity
Source: RefSeq, a predicted model, not a curated record